AUGGACAGUCGAAACUAUAUUAGCAGCACCGUCCUCCGACUGCAACCAGGUGUGUCAAUGGACACUUUCGAGGUCGCUGUUCGCACCGUCCUGAGUCGGCAUGCUGUCUACCGCAGUACUAUCGUGCCAUGCAGUGACGACAUGUCACCAUUUGCACAAGUUGUGCUGACUCCCUUGGCAUGGAAGAGAUCGGAAGCCUACAACACACGGGUUGUGCGCAGGCGUGGCACUGGAAAUACACAAUACUGGCUUCGGAUCGCUCAAGAGAAUAUGGAUUUCGACGAACAGAAGCUGUAUUACGUGCAGCUGGUUGAACCUGACGCGGGAAGAAUCGACGGCGGACUUAUCAUCAUCUCCAUCGCUCACUGCCUCUGUGACGGUGCAUCUGUUGAAGUUCUGCUCAGUGACAUUGCACGAGAGUACGCCGGACUCGAGCCCCUCCAGCGACACUCUUUGCGGGAUUCGGUGCUCGACUGGGCCCAGAAUCUAGACAUAGACACGGACCGCUACUGGCAAGACUCUUUGCGAGACUGGGAGACCGAUAGCUUCCAUGCCCUGAGUGGCGACAAUGUCAAGGCAACGGCAGAUCAGAAGUCGUUGCUAGCUGAGUACCCAAGCAGCAUUUCAUGGCCUGGUCUAGAAGUUAAAAGCCGCAAAUUGGGUGCCUCGCCGCUGGCCAUCCUGCAAGCAGCCUGGUCACUGCUGCUCGGGGUCUGGUCAGAGGCGAACAAAGGAGAAAUUGUUUUUGGGAGUGUCUUGUCAGGUCAACACGAGGCAUUCGAAGCUCCCACAUUCUCCGUUGUACCAUGUCGUGUUGCACUGCCAGAGAACCAAACACUGGGAGCGUUACUGGUCGACCUUGUCGACACUGCAAGGUUUAUGCAAAGUCAUCGCCACACGUCCUUUGGACUGUUUCGAGCGCUGCCUUAUAAUACGGCUCUAGCACUUCAGACCUACGGAACCGAGACAGAGGCAGAUGUUCCCUGGACGGUGGUUACGCAUGCGCCUAUUCGCUAUGACUUGGAUGUGUUUGCAGAGGUAGUACCUGAGGGUGACGCACUUCUGUUCAAGGUUACGUACCGCGACGAUGUUUUGUCUGAGACGAGCGCCCGGGUCAUUGUGCACCAGUUCGCUGCACUCACAGAAACGCUACUGGACGCCCGGCCAAAUGACCUGGCACAGAGUUUAUUGGCACGACUCCCGCAGGGACUUCUGUCAGUGGAAGGUUCGAUUCCAAUUCCAACAGAUCAAAGCGAGAAACAAGAGCGCAUCGACGUCCUCCACGCCCAGUUCGAGUCCCAGGCCGCCAGCACACCAGAUCUGCUGGCACUGAGUUUCUAUACGUCACUGGACACUCCACCAAUCAAUAUGACAUACGCAGAACUCGAUUCCCGUGCCAAUGGCUUGGCCAAUAUUAUCCGGCUCGAAGAUGCCGAUAUCAUCCCCAUCUGUAUGCACCGCAGCAUCGAGCUUUAUGUGUCCAUCCUGGCCAUCCUGAAAGCUGGAUCGGCAUGGUCGCCAAUUGACGAAACCUCGCCAGUGCAAAGACGCACAUCGCUCAUUUCUCGCACAGAAGGCAAGGUACUGUUGACCACGAGGAGCUCUUUUCCCCUGGUGGAGCCAUGUCUCUCCCACGAGAGUCUGGCAGACGUGCGUGUUAUCUUCGUCGAUGAUUAUGCCGGUCACACGACGAAAAACAGGCCGAUGCCACGGAAGUCUGUUGUUUCUCGCUCUGGGCAUUCGUCAUCUGGCUCAAUCACCGGGCAAGACCUCGCAUACCUUCUGUGGACGUCGGGUACCACAGGUGAGCCCAAGGGCGUCAUGAUUCAACACCAUGCGGCCGCCAACGCCAUGCGUGAUUUGCAACUAUCGGCCUACAGCUUCGACGUGUUUGUACAGGACCUCUUCUAUACAUGGGGAUUGGCCGGCAGCGUCAUCAGUGGUACUCGGGAACUCGUCCUUGGCACGUUCUCUGAGUUUGUCAAGACUGCGGCUCCCACACAUGCACAUCUAACGCCGUCAUUUGGUGCCAGCAUUGAUGUCCGUGACCUGGCAGGAUCUACACUUCGCGUUGUCACCUUUAUUGGAGAGAAGUUGACAGAGGACGUUGCCGACGCGUGGGCUGCUCCAGAGAUCACCUCAAAGGCAUACAAUACCUAUGGGCCAGCGGAAAAUGCCGUGGUAUCAACUAUGCGCCAGUUUUCUGGCAAGAGCCGCGACCGCGCCAAGGCUUCCAAUGUUGGGUUCCCGUUAACGCCUUGCACGGCAUAUGUGGUUCGUGAAGUGUUCACCUCGCCAAACGAUGAAAGUUCUAAUACCGCCAAGAAAUGGGAGCUUGUGCCCCGGUACGGCGUUGGCGAGCUAGCUCUUGGUGGUGUGCAACUCGGAAUGGGCUAUCUACACGAUGAGACAAAGACGGCCAAGUCAUUCAUCCACGGUGGUCCGCAAAUCGGCGAGCGCAUUUACUUAACAGGCGACAUGGUGCGGCUCAACGACCACGGCUUCGAGUUUCUCGGUCGCAACGACGAUCUGAUUAAGAUAAGUGGCAUUCGCAUCGAGCUCAGUGAGAUCAGUGCUGCCUGUGCCCUCGUCAAGGAGGAAGAACCUGCCGUAGAACAUGUCGAGACACUAUAUCUGCCACGACCCAACGGUGACGUUAGCCACAAAGUCAUUGUUAGUUUUGUGUCAGUCAAGGAGGCAAUGGACUACUCUCCUGACGCCACCCGCAUCCGCCGCAGGCCUACAUGGUCCCAGGUCAUGUUGCCGUCCUGA
Molecule: messenger RNA, 2772 nt
Organism: Sporothrix brasiliensis 5110
Lineage: Eukaryota; Fungi; Ascomycota; Sordariomycetes; Ophiostomatales; Ophiostomataceae
Exons: 3
Coding region: 1-2772 (923 amino acids)
Biological process (GO): amino acid activation for nonribosomal peptide biosynthetic process; secondary metabolite biosynthetic process
Cellular component (GO): cytoplasm
Molecular function (GO): catalytic activity; phosphopantetheine binding
Source: RefSeq, a predicted model, not a curated record